AGCCUGCUGGAGUCAGAGUCCUACAUCCUCCUGAGCUCUGACACUUUCUUCUCUGUGCUCCCUGCUAAUCUUUUCACCAGGAUGAAGGUCUUGGCGAUGCUGGUACUGGUGGCAGUUUCCACCUUCCUGGUCUCAGGACAGUCUACAACCAGUGCUCCAUCUGGUAGCUCUACUGGUGCCUCUGAUGCCACCACAGCUGCGGCCACCACAGCUGCGGCCACCACAGCUGCGGCCACCACAGCUGCGGCCACCACUGCUGAGGCCACCACUGCAGCCGCCACCACUGCAGCCCCUGGCUCCACAACCAGUGCUGCUCAAACCACCACUCGCAGGAGGUGGUGGAAUGAAAUAAAUAACAGUUUAAAAAAGCUUACAGGAACAUAAAGAAACUAUUGGGUUGAAAUAUUACUAAAAUGGAAUUAGCCUGGGCCUUCUGCAUUUGAUCCUGCUGGGCUCAGCCACAAUGUCCCCUCAUUUGAUUUAACUCAACUACUUACUACGUGUACCAUCUCUUUCUCAUCCUUAAUCAUUUUGUUUGUUUUCCAAUAAAAAAUAACAUUGAGCAACAUCAAAA
Molecule: messenger RNA, 574 nt
Organism: Neogale vison (American mink)
Lineage: Eukaryota; Metazoa; Chordata; Mammalia; Carnivora; Mustelidae
Product: endo-beta-1,4-glucanase D-like
Exons: 4
Coding region: 82-384 (100 amino acids)
Source: RefSeq, a predicted model, not a curated record